Molecule: messenger RNA, 1504 nt
Organism: Papilio machaon (common yellow swallowtail)
Lineage: Eukaryota; Metazoa; Arthropoda; Insecta; Lepidoptera; Papilionidae
Exons: 5
Coding region: 358-1320 (320 amino acids)
Source: RefSeq, a predicted model, not a curated record
CCGCACCCCGCAUCACCACGCCGCACGGCUCUCUCGCCGUCGCCGGCAAACUCGAACGACCUCUUUUCGCUAACCAACGUCGCAGCCGCGCCGUUUCCCGCCGCGUAACUCCGUACGAACUCAUGAUACUUUACAAUUGUUGUUAAGUACUGUAAACUACCCAUUUCGAGUGUUAUUAUUUUUUUAUAAUGCAUUGAGAGCAAAAAUUAUGUUUUUAAUUUUAACAAUAGAUCAGAAGUAGGGCGAAGGGUAGUUGAGUGAUGCUGGUGAUUCGGGUGAUGGUAGUCUUCGGGGCAUGGGGCGGGGCGACGAGAGGUGCGCGGGCGGCGAGUGCGCCGCCGGCUGCGUAGGCGCACCAUGGACUGCUGUAAGUACGGCGAGCUGCGGCGCCACGGGCAGUACGCGGCCUGGGAGGGCUACGGCUACGCGCCGCCCUACGCACCCUACGCGCCCUACGCGCACGCCUACUGCCCGCCGCACGCGCACGACCCCUACGCCCGCUACUACCGCUACGACUACCCCGCCGCUGCCGCCGCCUCCGCGCACCCGCACCACAAUGAACAUGCUAUGCCUAUGGAUUAUGGAGCGUACGUCAGCAAGGAGUCGCGCGCGCGCAGGACGUUGUCGCGCAGGGACCAGCGCGCUCACACCGCUCAUCACCUGCCACUCCCGCACACGCCGCCUUCGGAAUGCGGCGGGCUGAGCGCCCGCGGCGGUGGCUACUGCGAGCCGCAGAUGUGGCCGCACUACCAGAUGGGCAUGAUGGGCGGUGGUGGCGGGGGCGGAGGCUGGGGCGGCGCUCACGCCGGCGCAUGGGCCUCGCGCGGCAUGUGCUCCAGGGACCAGAUGCGAUACAUUCCCAACGACGCUCGCAUGAUCAAGGGUCCGUAUUUAAGUCAUUCGAGUCAGCUGUGCCCUCCUGAAGGAAGGUCUACACCGUACCCCAUGUACGAAGAUAUGUCGCACGGGGGCGACAGUGGGAAGCAUAACGGCGUACUCGAGUACCCAGCGAGGACCGUGCCGCAGGCUGAGGCGCCGCGGACGAUGCGAGAGUGCGUCGUCAGUUCACCGCGCCGCUCUCCUCCCGAGGAAAAGCGGCCUCCUGUAGUGCCGCUGCCCGCCUUCCAGCAGGCCUUUGGCUCUACCGAGAUCGGCAAGUUUGCGGAGGCCUUCAGUCGCGCCGAGGCGGUGCAUGAGGUCGACGACAUCUCCAACGAGAAUUUCGUGUACGAUGCCUUCCAGGACUGGGAGGGGCCGCCCGAGUCGCAGUGGGCUGCACCACCCUCCGCACGGGAAAUAAAAUGCGAGGAUAACUAUUGAGAAAGGUCGCGUCUCGUGACGCGUUCGGCGUUACGCCUCUUAGCUAAAUUUAGACAAUUUUUAGUUCCACCACCAUGUUGCCAAAGAGUAAGUAGUUCGACUUCGAUCAAAAUAAUCGACGUCGUAGAACUAGGAUGUGAUAACAAUUUUUUAACAUGUACGAGAUUAGUUCGACGGAUAAAUA